GUGGGUGAAAAAUGAACCCACCAGAAGGGUCAAGGAAGAAUUCAAAGGGGGACAAAAAUCACUUGGUCUGUUUCUAGCUCUCAACCGAACUUCGCUAUGGCGCAUGGCGUCCUACACGGUCCUCUCACAAGGUAGCCUGCAUCGCCGUUGCCAACCUUGAGGAAGAGAACUUAUUGGAGCAUUUUCAACCCGAUAGCUUUGAUGUACGAGAGGACGUCAUUUCAUCUGCAGAGGAAGAGAACUUAUUGGAGCAUUUUCAACCCGAUAGCUUUGAUGUACGAGAGGACGUCAUUCCCACUGUGUGGGGGUUGCUGCCGAGUGACGUUGCUCUCAUGGUGAUCUUGCAGCUACUGAAGUCUGUAGCAGGUGUUGCACUGGAAGCAAUAUCUACAUUGGAAGCACCCUUUCCUGGAUCAAUUGAAACUGAAGUCUGAAUCUAUAUAUGGUAGUUUAGUUUAGCACAGCUGAAGGGAGGGAUAUUCCGCUUUCAUUAGAAAGCUAACAAGAUGUCGGGAGCUGCGUCUGCCAUUUUUUUACUGGACAUGAAGGGCCGAGUGUUAAUAUGGAGAGAUUAUCGCGGCGAUGUUUCUUCAGUUCAAGCUGAGCGUGCUUUCGCAAAGCUUAUGGAUGGAGAGAAUGAUCCCGCCUCUCACGAUCCAAUUUUGUUGGAGAAUGGAGUUACUUAUCUCUUCAUCCAGCAUAACAACGUCUAUGUCAUGACUGCUUCUAGGCAGAAUUGCAAUGCAGCUAGUCUCCUUCUCUUCCUCCAUCGAAUUGUAGAUGUUUUCAAGCACUACUUCGAGGAACUGGAAGAGGAAUCGCUACGUGACAAUUUUGUUGUUGUUUAUGAGCUUCUGGACGAGAUGAUGGAUUUUGGGUACCCCCAAUAUACGGAAGCUAAAAUUCUGAGUGAAUUUAUCAAGACUGAUGCCUAUAGAAUGGAAGUCACAACGAGGCCUCCAAUGGCAGUGACCAAUGCAGUAUCAUGGAGAAUGGAAGGCAUCAAGUACAAAAAGAACGAGGUCUUCCUUGACGUUGUUGAAAGCGUGAAUAUUCUGGUCAACAGCAAUGGUCAGUUGGUUCGUUCAGAUGUUGUUGGUGCUUUAAAAAUGCGCACAUAUUUGAGUGGUAUGCCAGAGUGCAAGCUUGGCCUCAAUGACCGUGUUUUGUUGGAAGCUCAAGGUCGUGCUACGAAGGGAAAGGCUAUCGAUCUUGAUGACAUCAAAUUCCACCAGUGUGUUCGACUAACCCGAUUUGAAAACGAUCGGACGAUCUCUUUCAUCCCUCCAGAUGGUUCUUUUGAUCUAAUGACGUACCGUCUCAGUACACAGGUAAAACCCUUGAUUUGGGUGGAGGCUCAAGUAGAGCGACAUUCACGAAGUCGUGUAGAGUUUAUGAUCAAAGCGCGGAGUCAAUUUAAGGAACGAAGUACGGCUUCCAAUGUAGAAAUCGAGCUUCCCGUGCCAUCUGAUGCUUCCACCCCUGCUGUCCGGACGUCCAUGGGCACAGCUGUUUAUGCUCCAGAGAAGGAGGCUCUAAUUUGGAAAAUCAAGUCUUUCCCCGGAGGAAAGGAGUACAUGAUGAGAGCCAAGUUUGGACUACCAAGUAUUGAAGCUGAAGAAACUGUGGUCGAGAAGCGACCACCCAUUCGAGUCAAGUUUGAGAUCCCUUAUUUUACUGUUUCUGGAAUUCAGGUUCGAUACUUGAAGAUCAUUGAGAAAAGCGGUUAUCAGGCUUUGCCAUGGGUGCGGUACAUAACUACUGCAGGCGAAUAUGAGUUGCGUAUUUAAGCGUACAAUCCAAUGUCACAUAUAUUCGUUACUUCUUAUGUUUACGAAGUCACUGCUUACCAGCCUCUGCGUUAGGGUGUUAGGGUUACUAGACGUGAUAAGCUUUCCUUGGAUUAGAUCAGGACAGCCUUUAGAGUAUUUUUGCCUUCAAUUCAAGUCUUUCUAGUUCUUUCCAACAUUUGUGGAGUUGCUCGCCAAAAAGUAUGCCAAUGACUUUCACGGAUUUCGGUUGUAUAAGUAUUGGUGCGGUCACUUUUUUCCAUGGCCAUUGAAAAGCUGCUAAAACAGAUGCCAA
Messenger RNA from Physcomitrium patens, 2085 nucleotides. Its product is annotated as AP-1 complex subunit mu-2. NCBI's taxonomy places the organism in Eukaryota, Viridiplantae, Streptophyta, Bryopsida, Funariales, Funariaceae. Gene Ontology annotation, biological process: intracellular protein transport; vesicle-mediated transport. The record is from RefSeq and is a predicted model, not a curated record. Gene Ontology annotation, cellular component: clathrin adaptor complex.